Molecule: messenger RNA, 2074 nt
Organism: Opisthorchis viverrini
Lineage: Eukaryota; Metazoa; Platyhelminthes; Trematoda; Opisthorchiida; Opisthorchiidae
Exons: 8
Coding region: 8-2074 (688 amino acids)
Source: RefSeq, a predicted model, not a curated record
AGUGAGGAUGGUUCUUCACGUAUUCAUACACUUGGCUAUUUGCAUGCUUAAUGCAGCCAUGUUGACUGCACAAAGUGCGGAGAAUGCAACUUCAAACACGGAAGCAUCAGGCAACGACCCUUAUUUGUUUUUCCCACUGUUGCACAAUCUUCCUGGCCCCGAAAGAACCGACGCCCUUGUUGGCUUCAAGAAUAGUCGAUUUGGAACGGAAGCGCUACCUGUGAUUGAACCAAAAAACGAAACACAGGGUCGCCUAAACCACCUCUAUUUCUUCCAGAAGGAGUCAGAUGAUAUUUGUUUAACAGACCCUGCGUUGGACGAAAAACAGAUUAUACGGCUAUUGCAUCAGCACUACAAAACGACAAAACGUUUGUUUGGGAUGGCAGUAUCUUCCGUGGAAACCCCAUCAACGACUAUUCCUUACUCCCCCACUGUGUCUGAAUCGCGCAUGCAAUUUGUCAGUCUGUUCUGCCUAAAACGACACUACUUCAAAAACGAGUAUGAUUUCCGAAACGCUAGGUUUACUGUACACCCAGAUUACCACCAACUUUGUCCGAAUGCAUGUGGAGCGCCCGACAGACCACUCAGUGGUGUCGGAACUUCGGAGUCAUUAUCACGCUAUAAGCCUUGCGGCUUCCCAUCAAGCCAUUCACCGUACAUAUCUCGUCAGUGUCAACCAUCAAUUCACUCCCAGUUACCCAACCGAGAAUACUACUAUUGCCAAUGUUUACCAAAUGCCACAUGGUUCGAACAAUCGAAAUCAUGCAAUUUCAAGUAUGGUGCCCUCAGUGGCGACUGUGAUCCCCGUGGAACAUUGUAUCGUGGGGCAGUCACCGCGAAUGCUGAUUCAGGUGGUGUUCGGACUUACGGAAGUGAAGUGCACGCAAUUCGGUGUGUGUGCAAACCUAAUUAUUACGGAACGAGGUGUGAUAAGCUGAAGGAUCCGUGUACCAUGUCGAUUGGUGAAGCUCUCUCAGGCAAUGUGGCGUGCGCCGUCAGCAAGGGAAAUAAAUGCAUCCCAUAUCCGGAAUUGGCAGCCUAUUCUUGCAUAUGUUCGGCGGAGUAUUCUCGAAUACCGAAGUCAGCACUUUUGCCCAAGGGACGUUUGUUGGACAAUUGCCUGAGACAGGUCGAUCCGUGCAUGGUGAAAGCUUGCAUACAUGGCACCUGCGUCCUGACUGAACAGGGAACAGCACUGGAAAUAAGGGGGAAGGAAAAACGUGAGCCAUUUACCUGGCUUGGGAGAAGGCCGGCCGUGGUUGCACGUUGUUUAUGUAAUGCUGGAUGGACUGGAGAAAAAUGCGAACAUCCACUUAGUUUGAACGGUUGGACACCUUGGUCACAAUGGUCACAGUGCGAGCCAGAAUGCCAAAGUUCUUUUCGGCAGAACCCACCUCGAGGAGUGCAGGAGAUGGUCAUGUUUGGUCAGAGUACGCCGCGAUGGGGUAUGAGACAACGCACUCGGUUUCGUGAUUGUAUUGGACAUUCAUCUGACUGUCGUGAGGAAAUGCAAGGACUGGCUGCCAAGAUGGGUAUGACCAUAGAAGAUGGCGAAACGUGGAGGCAAUAUGAAAGGCGUGGAUGUAGACCCAGGUUCUGCGAUAGACAUCUAUUUGUGGCUAUGGGUAAACGAGCUGUGAAACGGUCGGCCAUACAGAAGCAGGUGGCGAGCCGCAGAGAAGUGACUAUCAACGGGUAUCCAGUCAAGGAAGGAUCCAUCCGCUGGGUGACUGAGGACGAUACCGACCCUGCUGCAGUGGCCUUUGGAUUGCCAGACGUUCGACGCCAGAAGCAAUUCGAAAGGGAUGGGGCAGUUAUCUCAACAACUGUGCUUGCGAUCUUAAAUUCCCGUUUCUAUUACACAGCACGCGUCAAUUUCAAUGGAGAAUGCCACAAAAGCGCGGCGGUCGAGGAGGAUGGGGGUCCGGUCGGUCGUCAAGGUAUUCAUCCAAAUGCAGUUGCAUUCAUCUCUCCAGUAUUUUAUUAUUUGGAACCAGAAACCAAUUUGUCCGAAGGGAAGUUUGUCCAUAGUCCUAGUGCCAGUAUCCAGCGCAACUGGCUUGACAAGGCAUAA